Molecule: messenger RNA, 8294 nt
Organism: Zootoca vivipara (common lizard)
Lineage: Eukaryota; Metazoa; Chordata; Lepidosauria; Squamata; Lacertidae
Gene: TENT5A
Product: terminal nucleotidyltransferase 5A
Biological process (GO): mRNA stabilization
Molecular function (GO): RNA binding; poly(A) RNA polymerase activity
Source: RefSeq, a predicted model, not a curated record
GAAUCGAAUCUGCGCAGGUGGAGUCUCUGGGAAAUCGCGCUUUACCCCUAGAUUGCUCAGAUGUCAGAUUAUUCUGUGGUCACGCACUGAAGAAUUAAGCCGCUUGGAGAGAGAAGAGUGAGUUUAUAUAUAUAUAAAAGUGAGUUUAUAUAUAUUUAUAUAUAUUCCCCAUUACCCAUUGUGCAUGCAUUAUCAAACGCAAACUUCUUUUUCCAGGGACAUUCACAACUGCGUAGCUAAGGAAAUCUAGCCCUCGUUUAACGACCUUUUAGGUUUUUCCCAGUAGAAAAAAAAAGAAAGUCUAGCAGCAAUAAAAGGGACUGGUUCUCCAAGCAGACAACCUUUGCAUUAUAUCGUGUGUAUUUUGCGGUGUGUGCUGUAGAAUCCACAGGAAGGAGAGUCUGCUCCUUCCCCCGCGCGCUGCUUGUGCGCAGUUCCAUCUCAUAGCUGGAACGGAAGGCGAUGGUUCUGCCAUUGGGCUGUUAAAUCCACUGGGGCGCACUGGGGAGCUACUUUCAGAGAAUAAAAACAAGAGAGGAGUAGGUGACAACAUUUUGGAUUAGGCCAACUUCUUCCUGUGAAAUGACGUGCUAGCUAGCUAGCUGCACAGCACUACGGAUCUGGCCAAGUGGAAGGUGGUCUAAUAAAAAGCUGGCGCCGCUAUUUUGCACUUACUCCUGUCCUUCGCGGCAACAGGUGGUGGUGAACUCUGGUUUUCUUCCUAGCCAGUUCCUGCAGGCAUUUUAUUAUUUCCAGCUGCAAAUCACGGCUUUAUUUGCCCAGGAUUAUUGCUUCGGGUAUAUCCAGAAUCCAGUCCCAAAACGUCUUGACCUCCCCAAUCUUAAAAACGCCCCCCCCCGGUACUCCACCGGGAUACAUAUUUUUAAGGACAGUACGUGGAACGGGGGUUCUGGUUGCCAGGCGCACAUGCAUUCUACCGUAUCUUUUAUUCCGGGCGGGGAAUAAUGUCUGGGCCGGGGUGUCCCUCGCCACUUUCCAGCUUUCUUUAAACGCCGCCUGGGAAUCUGUAUCCCACUUUGUCCCGUGCUCUUUACAAAGAGCUUCAAAAACCAGAAGGCAUCGCUGCUUCACUAGCUUGGUGCAGCUGGAUCUUUCUCAGGUCCCCCGGGCGCUGUAAAAUACUGAGUACGCCGUGUUCAGAUGCUUGUGAUCCCCCCCCCCUUUGGCAGUUUCUUUUGUUCCAUGAACAUCCACGGGAAUCUUGCCGCUUAAGGUGCACCGCGCAGCCAUGCAGUAGUGUCGCCGCCUCCUACUUCUCUCUGGACUGCUCUCCUGACAAUUCAGUAGAGAGAAAAAGCGGCGGCGGCGGCGGCGGGGCGGCUCUGUAGAGUAAGUGCUUUGACAACUGAAUGCAGUUAAAACAAAGCCAGAUCCCAGGAUCUCCAGAAAUCCACAGAGCUGUUUUCAAAAUGGUUUUUUGAAAAAGGAACCACCCUUUCUCAGAGACCCCAGGCUGGCUAUUUAUUAGUGCGAAACGUCCCCGGCUCGGCAAUUGAUUCCAUCCCUGGGUGAAAAUGUAACCUACCCCUCCCUCUCUCGGCCUCCCUCCCGUUUCAGCUCGACACAAUCGCAAAGCACAGACUCAGCAGGGAGAGCCAGAGAAUGUUCCACAUGCAGGCUGACAUAACUCCCACCCCCUGUUCCUGAUCUAACGCCCGCGGGUCCCUAGUUGACUUGAUUUUUUUUAAAAAAAAAUAAAUAAAUAAAAAUUGCAGCCCUCUCGCCUACAGAGCCGCCCCCGCCAAACCCUCAGUGUGUCACUUUUUUUUUUUUGCCAGCUCCCUCCAGGAUGUUCCAGCAGGAUCCAGAUCCUUCCAACUUUCACCUUUCUUCCUCUUCCAGAAAGGAGAGGAUUUGCUUGGCGCGGGGGAGGAGGAAGCGGCUCUAGAAAAGCGGCUGUGGAAAGCAGCUGUUUAUGCAAAUAUGAAGGGGCGUGUCUGGAAAGGCCUGGGCGAGGGGGGUAGGGAGGGAAGGAGAAGAAGCGUCCCUAUGCAGAUGAGAGGGGCGUGGGCAAGCGGAGGGUGGCUCGCAUCCCCGGAAGAGCGAGAAAGCCCAUAUAAAAAACUACAGAGGACAUUCCCAAGCAGAACCAGCAAAAGCUGUAGAGGCGACCUAAGGCUGCGCAGGGCGAGAGGGAGCAGCUCCGGGGAAAGCGCGACCCCUGCUAGCUGGGCGGAAGAACCGGGGAGGAUUCCGGAGUAAAGCUUUGCGCCAGGCGGCUCCUCCAGCUCCAGUGGCGCAAGGGGUGCAGGCUGCCUGCUCUCGCUAUCCUUCGCUGCUAUCCGUCAGAAGGGCAGCUCAAUCACACACGCGCGGGUCACACGGCAGGUGAUCAGGAGCAAGCCCCCAGACAAAAAACCCCCUCGCCCCGUCCCGCUAGGAGUGGAAGAAGAAGAAGCUACAGCAAAGGAGGCCGUCUCCACCCCCACCCACCCCCAACCUAUUUGAUCCGCUCCAACUUGCGAACGGCGCUGGACCAUGGCAGAUGAGGAAAAUAUUCUCAGUAGCAGCGCUAGCAACGGCGCCGACAGCGACUGCCCUCGGCUGGCCAUUGCCGAGCCGUGCCUGGGUUGUAGCGAGAGCAGCCGCUGCAACGUGCUCAGCUGGGAGCAAGUGCAGCGCCUGGACCGCAUCCUGAGCGAGACCAUCCCGAUCCACGGCCGGGGCAACUUCCCCACGUUGGAGAUGCAGCCUCGCCAGAUCGUGAAGGUGGUGCGCAGCCGCCUGGAGGAGCAGCGCAUCGGCGUGCGCGAUGUGCGCCUCAACGGCUCGGCGGCCAGCCAUGUCCUGCACCAGGACAGCGGCCUGGGCUACAAGGACUUGGACCUCAUCUUCUGCGCCGACCUGAAGGGCGAAGCCGAGUUCCAGACGGUGAAAGACGUCGUCUUGGACUGCCUGUUGGAUUUCUUGCCGGAAGGAGUUAACAAGGAGAAGAUCACCCCGCUCACCCUCAAGGAAGCCUAUGUGCAGAAAAUGGUGAAAGUGUGCAAUGAUUCAGAUCGGUGGAGUCUCAUCUCCUUGUCCAACAACAGUGGGAAAAAUGUGGAGCUGAAAUUUGUGGACUCCUUGAGAAGGCAGUUUGAGUUCAGCGUAGAUUCCUUUCAGAUCAAGCUAGACUCUCUCCUCCUUUUUUACGAAUGCUCAGAGAACCCGAUGACUGAAACUUUUCACCCAACUAUAAUCGGGGAGAGUGUCUAUGGGGAUUUCCAAGAAGCUUUUGAUCACCUUUGCAACAAGGUCAUUGCUACCAGAAACCCAGAAGAGAUCAGGGGAGGUGGUCUCCUGAAGUACUGCAACCUCCUCGUAAGGGGCUUCAGGGCGGCCUCGGAAUCCGAGAUCAAGUCUCUCCAGAGAUACAUGUGCUCCAGGUUUUUCAUUGACUUCUCGGACAUUGGGGAGCAGCAGCGGAAGUUGGAGUCGUACUUGCAGAACCACUUUGUGGGCUUGGAGGACCGCAAGUAUGACUAUCUCAUGACCCUUCACAGUGUGGUUAAUGAGAGCACCGUGUGUCUGAUGGGACAUGAGAGGAGACAGACUCUCAACCUGAUCACCAUGCUGGCCAUCCGUGUGCUAGCUGACCAGAAUAUCAUCCCCAAUGUGGCCAACGUCACGUGCUAUUACCAGCCAGCCCCAUAUGUAGCAGAUGCUAACUUUAGCAAUUAUUAUAUUGCCCAGGUUCAGCCAAUGUUCCCGUGUCAGCAGCACACGUACUCAACUUGGUUGCCCUGUAAUUAGCAGAUUUAAUAGGCUUGGUUGCGAUUGUGUUUUCUGUCAAGCAAAUAAAGGGGGGAAGGCAGCACUCCCCCCUCUUCUCCUUUUUUUUAGAAACAAACAAUGGGGUGUUUUUUUGUGCGAUGGUGGUCUGCUCUGGCUCUUCAGCUUGAGAGAGGCUGUCGGUUCUUCAGUCUAAUGUAACAGAGAGUGAUUUAGAAAAAGAACCGAAAAACAAAAAGCCUCAUUCGAUUCUCUACCCCAAAGCACAGAGGCCUGUCAUGAAAAGCAAAUAGGUCCCCUUGAGGUAAACCGGGGAGGAGGAAAUGCUUGCUGACAAUAUGGGCUGGCGACGCCUGCUCCCAUAGCUAUGGCAGAGUGAAAGUUGGGAAGCCUUUAUUUUUUAAACGAAUCUGCAAAAAACAAAAUAAAAGACAGGGGAGGAAAUACGAGUGGGGAAGGGAAGGGAAAUAUGCGUUCAGGAAUUUAAAGUUAGAUUCAUAACACAGAGAUAUGUUGGAAUAGGAGAUAUUUUAGAAUUACUGCCUUUGGGGCAUGUAUUAAGUGCUGUCGGUGGAAUGAACCCAUAGAAUGUAUAGCUUGCUUGAAUAGAAAGCUUUAAGAGAACCAGCUUGCUCCAAAAUGGAAAAAGAAAGAAAAAAAAGGAGUCGUAGGCGGGUACAGUUAUUAUUUUUUUAAAGAGAGAAACUGGGGGGGGGAUUAUGACAAAUUUCAUUAUUUACAGCUGUGUGCGUGCUUCACAUUUUGUAAAAAUAAAUAAAUGUGGAAUAGCCAGAAAACCAGCUGUAGCAAGCAUCAUAUGCUUCAGGACCAAAGAUUUCUCAGAUAAGUUAUCCAAGCAAGUAGAAAGCAGAGUAGACUAUUAAAAAAAAGAGAGGAAAGAUAAGAUAUUACUAUAUUUGUACAUGCUAAUGUUAAACAAAAGUGCCUGAUACCUUUAGAAAAUUUGAAGUGAAAAAAAUAUAGUUUUGUGGUUUAAACUUGCAUUUUGUUUUUAUCAGGGACACAAGAAACAAACAAACAAACAAAAAAAGCUUGUGAAUAAAUGGUGGAGGAAAUGCCUAUUUCCCCCCCAGGCAAAUACCUAUAUAAAGUUUCUAUUGUUGGCAUGGAUGUUAUCAUAGGUACAUGUGUGUAUGUGUGUAUAUUGGUGUGUGUGUGUGUGUGUGUGUGUGUGUGUGUGUGUGUGUGUGUACAUGCAUACACACCUAUUUUCAAUAUGGUCUGGGAAAAUGUAGCAAUUUUAAGGAAUGUUUUAAAUGAAAUACGGUGUGUUUUCCAGUCUGCAACAGGAUAUCAUAAUGCUGUGGGCACUUUGCAGAGUUAUCCUGCGCUAGAAAAUCUGAAUAAACAAACUGUUCAUAAGCAAGAUGGGAUUCAAAGGAUGCAUUUGGUUGCAAGAACAUAAACAAAUCCAUUGGGCUACUUGUGAGCCAUGCUAGUUUCAAACAUUUCACCCACUGAUCCUUUUGUCCCCUGUUUUGUACUGUAAUAUGGUUUUGACCGUUAAUUCACCAGUACGACGAUUGCAUGCCUCUCUGGUGUACAGACAACCAUUGGAAUGUGGCUCAAAUGGAUAGCUCCCUUGACAGCUAAAGAAUAUUGCAUUUGAAUAUUAAUUAUUGACAUUUAAAAAGAGCGAGCAGAAUGCACUGUGCAUUCCAGGACCACUAAAAGUUAGUAAAUGUGAAACUGAACCAUUAUGAAGACUGUUGCAUGGAUUUUGGAAAUCUAUAUUUUAUAUUACACAUACACAUAUUUUUAUGCAAGUAUUAAACAACUUUGAUCUGGUUGUCACACUGCAUUUUCCAGUUUAGUACUGUACCUUAUUUAAAAUGAUUAAUCUUUUGCAUUGGGACAAAUAAUUUAAUUUCCUUUCUCUCAAGAGGCUUAGGGGAAUGCUGGGAAAUCAUUUUACUGGGAGGGUUUUUAUACCCUCACCACUGUAGUGAUGAUUAUACAAAAGAAUUUAACCAUUUCAUCUUUUUUCAUCCAGCCACUAUAUAUGUAAAACAAAAUCUAACUUAACACCUCAGUCACAAUCAAACACAGCGUUAAGUGCUCUUAGGUUUGGAAACGUGAAAAUCUUUGGGUUCCAGUGCUCCAAAUCUGUGUUGGAUUGCGGCCUACACAUUGUUUUAUUAAUGCUAAGAAAGGAAGCCAAAGUUACAGUUUGGGAGAGGAAACUGAACUUAGCCACCCACCGCUGCCGAAUCAAAGGGAGAGAAAUACAUGCUGCACAGGGAAAUGUUCAAGCAACACAAAAUAUUUAAAGGGGAGGGAUUAGUAAACAGCUAACCAGGCAAUUUAGCACCCCAUUGUCCAAACAAAGCUACUGGCAAUGCAUUUGUCCCUUCCCCCAUUAUCCAUUGCUGAAGCUUUUCUAUUCUUAACCAUCCCUUUGUGUCUGAAGGUCAGUUUAACAGGACCCCGGCUUGUUUACUCAAGUCGCUGAAUUCUGCAGGAAAUGUAAAAUUAAUUUCCAUCUUGGCAGUCGGUCCCCAGUCGUUACUUUUUGCUUGUCUGUUCACUACCCUCAGCCUGCUUAGGAAAUCAUAAAACCCUCACCCUCAUACCAAAUGCACAUCUAGUCAGUGCGCAGUUACGAAAAUGAAACGUCCCCUUUCCAUUGGCCCAGCAAAUCAGCAGGGAGAUGUGCUUUGUCAAAAUCAGAGACUAGCCUGUGUUGCUCAGAGAGGGGAUUUCUGAGGGAAGCUGAGCAGAAGGCUGGAGCAAGAGGAUCAGCUGGUAAUGUGGUAUGUCCUUUCCUACCACAGCUAUUUUGCUGCAAAUAAAUGAGUCAUCCACUAUUGAAAAGGGUUUGGGGGUAUCUGGCAGGGCUUCAGCCACAAAAUGCUGAUAAUACAGUACAGACAUUUCCCCCCCUUUGGAGCAGCCUUCCCCCUCUUUUAAGAAAACCAAACACUGCUAUUGUUAGUCUGAGGAUUACAGGGUCACUGUCUCUCUCUUCCUCCCCCUUCCCUCUCGUAGUUCAGGUAGCUGCAUCUCCUGGCAAGCAGCAAAUGGUUGCCUUGCAUCACAUGUCCAAGGAGCUCUGUUCACUUGAUGAAAUAGUGCUCUCUCUCUCUCUCUCUCUCUCUCUCUCUUUCUCUUUGCUUUAAGGGGCCAGCAGUCUCAAGCCACUAACAGGGCUUUGUUGCAACUGGCUGGCAGUGGAGGUUGUUUUUAAACCGUCUGGUGAUAGUAAUGAGAAGAUGCUUUGACUCUAUGUCAAAACUAAAAUAACAGCAUAUUUUCAGAACGUGUUGGCUUCUGUGAUUUGCAGACCUAGCCCUUCAUACAGCCAAACAGUAUCGCCCCCCCCAUCCUUCUCCAAUUUUAUUAAACUAGUACAUUCAUAAGAAGAAAAUGUUUGUUACUCUUAGGAUCUGGUCAUUCUAUUCAUUCAGCAAAAGCUUCAAAUGCAUUUUUAAGAAACUAGGUUUUAAGCAACUAGCUUAAGAUGUUGUCUUAAUUACAGUCCUAUGGUUUGUGUUACUGUUGGGUUAAAUGUGAAUCAAGAGAGGUGAGGAAGGCAAAGACCUCAGAUUCUUUUUGAAGAACUAGUAGAAUCCGCAGUUUGUUAAUGUUCGUUAUUGUGAAACUUCAGUUGUCCGUGUCUGCUAUGUGGACCUCAGGUGAUUGCACAUCACUUUUAUACUUAUGUAAAUAUCACUCUCAUUUAUCCAAACAUUUCAAAUCUCAGCCCUGGGUCAUUCAAUUCAGAUAGAUGGAAUCAUACUGUGUAUAUAUAAUCCACAAUAUGCAAAAACAAAACAAGAAAAAAAUGGGGAGGGGGAAUAAAAUGGAAGCAGGAUCCAUAUUUUCAUAACUCUUUUUAUUUAAAUGCUUUAAGACUUGUUUGCUGCUAUGUAUUGCACAAAGUUUAAUGCACAGCUUAUAAAUGCCUGUUGUAAGUGCUUUAUAUGUGAGUUGUAUUAUAUUGAAGACUCAUCCAUUCUGAGAAAGCUUUAAAUUGUGGAAAGAAAAACGUGUAAAGGAAAAUGAGAUGGAGAGAAAUAUAUCUAUCGAAUGACAUAUUAAGCACUUUUUAUUUUUUCUUGGGUUUUUUUGUGUGUAUUGCUUUCUGAUUUCCAGUGCAACAACAAAAAUCCAAAAUCCAUGUACAGGUGGGGUUUUUGUUUUUGUUUUGGUUUGCUUUCUUAGCAAGCCGUGAUUAUACCUAGUUAAACAUCAGAAAGGUCUGCAGACUUCAGGACUGGUUGGACGUGGCACCACAAACUCUUGCAGUCUGUGGGAAGUCAAGCGAUGCUGAAUUUGUUCUCCUGUGAUAUAUUCCGCACAACUUUAGUCUUCAGCGAGACAUCCUGCUGCAUCAAACCGCUCCCCUUGGACUGUUCCUUUGGGAACUUUUUGACUCUGGGUUCUGUUGGAGGCUGAAACAAAAAGUGGAUGGGAAGCAGACACUUCUAACCAAGUAAAGCAUUUGCUCCAGUGCUAGCGGGAACAGAUUGUGAAUUUUGUUUACAGCAUCCAAUAUUUGGAUUUUUUUGUAAAUAAAAAUGAUGUUAUUUUUUCUA